Messenger RNA from Moneuplotes crassus, 910 nucleotides. NCBI's taxonomy places the organism in Eukaryota, Ciliophora, Spirotrichea, Euplotida, Euplotidae. The record is from the annotation of a GenBank genome assembly.
UAAUUGAAUUGUAAUAUAAUGGAGGACUACCAGUUUGUUACUAAAAUAGGAAGCGGAGCUUUUGGCUCAGUUUACAAAAUUUAUGAUCAGAAGAAAAAGAAGUAUAGAGCUGUUAAGAAAUUUAAGAGAAGAUUUGUAACUGUUGAAGAGUGACAAGAAGAAAUUGAAGUAGAGGUUUUACCAAAGCUCAAGCACCCUAAUAUAGUUGGGUUACAGAAGAUAAUUUAUCAAGAUGAGCUGCUGUAUCUUGUCAUGGAACUAGCUCAAACUGAUUUGGCUAGAUACUUCUCUCAGCUCAGAAAAGACAAUGUCAUCUUGAUGGAGGAUCAAAUAAAGAAGAUGAUGAAACAGAUUGUUACUGGAGUCUUGGCAAUCCAUGAGAAAGGGUACAUGCACAGAGACUUAAAGCCUGAAAAUAUAUUGCUCUCUGAUGAUAAUACUCUGAAAAUAGGGGAUCUUGGCACGGCUAAGAAAUUAAGCGAACAAUUCCCAUUUACUAAUUAUGUUUCAACAAGAUGGUAUAGAGCACCUGAAUGAGUAAUCAAUUCGACAAAAUACUCACCAGCUGUAGAUGUGUUUGCUCUAGGAUGCAUAAUGGCAGAGAUGUACACUCUAAAGCCUGUAUUUUGAGGGAGUUGAGCUAAGGAUCAGUUGAAGAAAUACUGAACCAUCUUAGGAACGCAGAACUUUGAAAACUGGGAAGAAGGAGCUGCUGUUGUAAAAGAAAAAGGAUUUAUACUCGACAAAUAUUAUCCAGAAUGUCUCAGUGAAACCUUAAAGUCAGCAUCUCUAACAGCUCUUGAUUUACUUCGUUCUUUACUUCAGUUUGAUCCUUCAAAGAGGAUAAAGAUAUCAGAAAUCCUUCAGCAUGACUUCUUCUCACAAGAAAAAAACUAAAGCAUUCACUGAC